UUAAUUUUAUUGUUUUCAUGAAUUUUUAUGUUUUAAACUUAUUUUUUAUUUUUUUCCUCCACAUUUUAUACUCCUCAUGUAUGUUUAAAUUUGUAACACAAAUUGUUUAAUCUUUCCAUUAAUUUUAUUAAAUUCAUUUUCAAUCACACUUUAUUAUUUUUAACCUUGAUAAAUUACAUUUUUAUUUAUUAUUCUAUUGUUGAUGUUAUAAACUACUAUGACUGGUUCUAGUGAUUCCUCACCUUCAAAUGAUCACGAUGAAACAAAGAAUGAUUCCUCCGAACAUGCUACUCAUGAACCUGAUUCUCAUGUUUCCGAUGAUUCCAACGAGGUGUGUAAACCCUCCGAUGAAUUUAAUUCUAAGGAUGAAGAAACUUUAAAGAGAAAAGGUUCAGAAACUGAAACAUUCGAUAAACCAUUCAAGCUAAAAAAGUCCGACAUUUCAGAUACACCAUCAUUUCUGGAUAUUAUUAAAUCAGUGGUAAAGGAAGAUCCUAAUAAAGUUGACUAUUUUAAUGUAUUAACAAACACAAAGGAAUAUGACUGUCCUAUUGCCAAGCUGGCAAAAAUAGAUCCUGGAGAUUCCUUUUUAAAGGUUUCAAAACAUGAUAAUUCUUCUGAUUUCAAACAAAUUGAUAAUAAACUUGACACAUCUCGAUCAUCUGAAGGCACUGAGGAAAACGAAAAUAACGAAAAGGAUAAAACAGUUUUAGAAUCAUCUAUUUCUGAAGAUGAAACCCUUCUACGUGAAAUAGAUUGUAAACUGUCGGUUUACAAAAAUUCUGAGUGGUCUCUUCCCAUCCCCGUUGUUACUCAAUUAAUUCAAAAUAGGACAACUUCUAAUAAGAGAGUUGUGUGUUUCCAGUUUGGAACAGGAAGGCUUCUUCUUAACACUGUAUUACUACCUUCGAUGUCCUUUAAUAAACUCAAGGACAAGUCAAUUAUAUUUAACGGGCAACCUCUAGGCGAAAAUUUAAGCUUGAUUCCUCAUCGGUUAAUUUUCCCUGAUUCUUCCAUUAGGGACGAUGUCCAUAAUCUCUAUUCUAAAUGAUCGCAAUUUUGUACUUUUGAAUUUAAAUCCUUUAUAAUCUCUUUACUUUUCA
Molecule: messenger RNA, 1103 nt
Organism: Theileria parva strain Muguga
Lineage: Eukaryota; Apicomplexa; Aconoidasida; Piroplasmida; Theileriidae
Exons: 7
Coding region: 218-1051 (277 amino acids)
Source: RefSeq, a predicted model, not a curated record